Molecule: messenger RNA, 507 nt
Organism: Stylonychia lemnae
Lineage: Eukaryota; Ciliophora; Spirotrichea; Sporadotrichida; Oxytrichidae
Source: the annotation of a GenBank genome assembly
AUGUAAAAACAAGAUCCUUACUGUUUUAUGACUCCAGUCAAGAAAUAUUAAGACAUUUAGGUGAAUUAUAUGAUUAGUGGCAUUAAUGAGGAGCAAGUUAGUUUCACGGUGUCUUAUGUAAAUGGAGGUGAUAUUUACGCAGACUCAGGUAAAAGAGAGAAUGAGGUUGUUGUUAAGGCCAAAGAGGACAGUAAAGUUAAUCUUUGCUGGCAAAAAUUAGAUAGAAAAACCAAGAAAUUGACUUUUAACUUCUAAGUCACGUCUAUUGAUUCAGAUGCUAAGGCAGGCUCAUAAACUGUAGAUAGGAUUUCCAAUAGUGUUUAAAGAAUGUAGAACAAACUAGAUACAAUCUCCAGAAAUGUAUAUAUGCAGAAUGAAAUGGACAGACAGCAUUCAGAUCUUAUCGGAGUUUGUUUCGGAUAAAUUUACUUCAUUACUUAAUUCUUUACUAGCAAAAGCACAAAGAUGGGAAAGGACAACAAUCCAUUUGGAAGAAGUAUGGUAUGA